Molecule: messenger RNA, 1279 nt
Organism: Paramacrobiotus metropolitanus
Lineage: Eukaryota; Metazoa; Tardigrada; Eutardigrada; Parachela; Macrobiotidae
Product: DNA repair protein XRCC2-like
Exons: 5
Coding region: 97-933 (278 amino acids)
Biological process (GO): double-strand break repair via homologous recombination; DNA strand invasion
Cellular component (GO): Rad51B-Rad51C-Rad51D-XRCC2 complex; centrosome; replication fork
Molecular function (GO): ATP-dependent DNA damage sensor activity; four-way junction DNA binding; ATP binding
Source: RefSeq, a predicted model, not a curated record
CUUCCGGUGCGCUUCGUUGUAAAAAUAUUUGGACUGGAUGACUUCCGUUGUGAGGCUUAGCGUCAUUCCCGUUUUGAGUUUGUUUGGCUAAGGAAUAUGGAGUCCGAGUAUCCAGGAGUUAAAGAGUUUGAGAGUGAAACCGUUUUUGAGUUGCGGGCCGAGUCGAGGGUUAGUCUGUGCUUUUCCACGCUGAAUCCUGUGCUGUUUCCGCCAGGAUCACUGCCAGACAGGAAUAUAGUAGAAAUUUUUGGACCUUACGGAACUGGGAAGACACUCUUGAUAACAAACUUAAUUGCGAAUUGUAUCUUGGACAGCGACUGCGGCGGUUGUGGAUGCGAGGCGGUUUUCAUCGAUUUGGAUCACCAUUUCAGUGUAAUACGCCUGUCUGAGGUACUGCGGAAAGUCUUCCUUAUCAGAGAUGUGGAUAAUGUUGAGGAACGCGUGGAAAAUUGCCUCCAAAGACUGCGCAUUUUCAAAUGUUUUGGUUUGAAUGAUUUCUCCAGGAUCCUGUACACUUUGGAAAUGGUUCUAUAUCAAAAUCAAAACAUCGGAAUUCUCUUUAUUGACAGUAUUUCGUCCUUUUACUGGCAUGUUCGUUCGCUCGAUCAUUUUCCGGUGGUUAUUCGCGAUGAAAAUCCCGUUUUCACUAAGAUAGCCGGUAUGAUAUCCCGGAUAUCGAAAGAGCACCAGGUGUCGUUUGUUAUUUCAUGCCAGGCACUUCUCCAACAACCGAUGAGUGGCAGCCAUUUUAUGGGAAGAUUAUGGCAGAAACUACCCACCGUUCGACUUGUAACCGGAGAUUUGCUGGUUUCCAAUAAACGCGAACUGAAACUGGAAAUUCGAGGGAGCCAGUCCGAACUACUGCCAGAUACGGAAAAGAAUUUCGAAAUGACGAUACAAAAGGAUGGCAUUUUCAUUGAAAAUGUUUCUUAACAGUACCCUUUUGAGGAAGGGAAGAAUGUUGUUAGUGGUAAACAACCAAAAACAAGGUGUCUUCUUUUUGCUGCCUUUUGGGUGUUUUAUACGGGUACACCACAUUAACGUUGUGCUUUAAAUUUCUUCGUGAAAUGAAUCUCAUAGCUUGUGUUAUUUAAUACGAAAGGUCGAAAGUUAUUUGAACAAAACUGUUUUACAAAACAACUCGCUACACUCCAACAAGACAACAGUUAAUCAUGAAUAAAAUAAUUACAGAUUCAAUUUCAGAAUUUUGCAGUUUACAGGCAAACAAGAUCCUGGUACAAAGGCAAUUCUUCGCUAUAGGCUACAAACUAAAACCAUA